GCUCGAAAAUCUGCAUGCAAAGCAACUGCUGCACCUGCUCAGUCUUCACCUUCUACUAAUGAUACUAACUUUAUUAUUCCUCUUCCCCUUAAUACCAAGAUGACAUUCUCUGGAUCUUACCAUGGUACCAAGGAGUGUUUCAGUUCCAAAAGCAUGGUGUAUCCUUUUAAUUCAA
Molecule: messenger RNA, 175 nt
Organism: Paraglomus brasilianum
Lineage: Eukaryota; Fungi; Glomeromycota; Glomeromycetes; Paraglomerales; Paraglomeraceae
Source: the annotation of a GenBank genome assembly